CGAAUAUACAGAAAUCCACAAUCUGUGUUCCACAAUGGCGGACGAAGAUGUGAACGGGGAUUCGGACGAAGUGCAGCAGGAAAAGUCACAGAAGAAAGCUGCAAAAUAUGAUAGUGGUGCUGCGGAUUUGGAAAGAGUAACGGAUUACGCAGAGGAGAAGGAAAUUUCUUCGUCCGAUGAUUUUUCAUGCGCGCUAACUAUCAUCGGAGAUCGACGGAACAAGGAAGCAGCCGAAAAAAUUGCCAAGGAGAAAGAGUUGCUCAAGGUUUCCAUCCACAAAGAUGAUGUGGAUCUUAUCAUGAAAGAGAUGGAAAUAAGUCGAAGCUUGGCUGAAAGAACACUAAGAGAACACAGAGGAGAUGUUGUUGAGGCCCUUGUUACUCUGACCAACUGAGAUGAGAUUAUAUAUGAAAAUAUUAGCUUCUCAUAAUUCCAAGCGCUAUUGUAAAUUACGCAACGUACAUAUUUACAUAGAAAAUGAGGGAGAACUUGUAAACUGAAGUUUGAAUACGAAUAUUUAUUAUUAAUAUUAAAUAAAAACU
Diprion similis is the source of this 542-nucleotide messenger RNA. RefSeq names its product huntingtin-interacting protein K. The record is from RefSeq and is a predicted model, not a curated record. Gene Ontology annotation, biological process: protein stabilization; negative regulation of apoptotic process. The transcript has 3 exons. Lineage: Eukaryota; Metazoa; Arthropoda; Insecta; Hymenoptera; Diprionidae. Bases 35 to 394 code for a protein of 119 amino acids.